Notolabrus celidotus (New Zealand spotty) is the source of this 4868-nucleotide messenger RNA. It is a transcript of the gene ccdc66, whose product is annotated as coiled-coil domain containing 66. Gene Ontology annotation, molecular function: microtubule binding. The coding region runs from base 197 to 2842 and encodes 881 amino acids. Gene Ontology annotation, cellular component: cilium; microtubule. The transcript has 21 exons. The record is from RefSeq and is a predicted model, not a curated record. NCBI's taxonomy places the organism in Eukaryota, Metazoa, Chordata, Actinopteri, Labriformes, Labridae. Gene Ontology annotation, biological process: cilium assembly.
GAAGCCGUUCUUGGUCGUUGUCAGCAACCAACGUACACAAUUUACCAACCCGGAAGUGUGGUGUGAGUCUUUGCGGUCAGUCCAGAGGUGGACAGAAGAUCUGUUAUUGAAGAAUGAAGGAUUUAUUAACGGUCUGUUUCUCCUUUAACGUGUGUCCGGUAAACGUGUUCUCCUCACGUUGAUUGUUUCUGUCGGCAUGAAUCUCGGAGACGGUCUGCUGUUUGAACUCGAAAACGGAAAACCCAAGUUGAUCCUGCUCAGUCAUGGUCUUGAGAAGCAUCCAGUAAAGCCCUCCUUCAGGCACCGAGCGGCUAACGUCCUGAGCUCCAGGCAGCCGUCUCUUGUGGAGGAACUGCAGGGAGAGGAGCGUCCGGCCCGGCAGCUCGUAGGGAGGCACAGAGAGAGCAAGAGCAAGGCAGGCGGAGCAAAUGCCCCCAUCACCUCCAGCGCUGUACCCACCGGAGGGAAGAGCUCCACGGGGUGUAACGUGAAAGUUGUGCCAAAGGUGAAGUCAGACAGACACAAACACAUCACAGCAUCUGCUCCCCUGAGAGCCAAUGGGAAAGCAGGACCGCCUCAGAGCCGGGAGACGCCAACAGGUGGGAGGAGGGGACAAAAGGAGAUGCCAGCUCACAGAGAAGCAGGACUGAAGGGCGGUUUGGUGUGUCUGACCAAUGAGCAGCUUCAGAAGAUCCUCAGUUCGGUCCAGACCUCCAGCAGGGGCUCGCAGACAGGAAAACAAACUGGAUCCUCGAUGAAUGACGGAAGAGCAGGGAUGAAGGGGGAAGAAAGAGGAGGAGGAGGGGAAGAGAAACAGAGAGAAGAAGAUGACACACCUGAGAGAUCAGAGGAGAGAGAGAACAGGUUGUCCGGAUGUCUGUUCAGCUGGAUGGAUGAGCGAGAGUCAGAGAGCAGAGCGACUCUGGAUGCUAGGAGGGCUCAGUGGAGGAGAGAGCUCGACGAGCAGGUGGCCCUGAAGCAGCAGAAGCAGACACAGCGUUCGGCCCCCAGCAGACUUCAGGCUGAAGAGGACACAGACAGUUUGUUAUCCGUUCAGAGCUCCUUCAGUCACAGCGAGCAGCCUGCAGCCAUCAGGUCCAGCCUCAGACUCGGGGAGGUGACUCCGAUGGAGGAGAUGCUUAGUGUGGAGAGGAGGGAGGAGCAGAGGAGACGCUGGCUGGAGGAGCUGGACCGACAGAGAGAGGAGACGACUGAACGCAGGAGACGAGAGAAGCUGCUGCAGAGCCAGGUGGAGGACCACGAGCUCUGGGCCGCACACUUUGACUCUCUGCACAGGAAACUCCCUGAUCUCAGGACCACAGCUCCAUCAGCUCCAUCGACUCCAUCAGCUCCGCCUCCAGCCCCGUCUAACAGCUCGGAGCGAGGGGAGUGGGAACCCUCCUCCAGCCUCUCUCUGGUCUGGGAGGCGAUGAGCAGCUGUGGAGCAGAGAGUGUCGGAGGAGCCAGCAUGGACACAACCAGCGGAUACCCCAACAGAGCUAGCCACCUGAGGACCAUGACCGCCCUGCUGGACCCGGCACAGAUAGAGGAGAGAGAGAGGAGGAGGCUGAAACAGCUGGAACAGCAGAGAGAUAUCGAGGCUCAGAUGGGGGAGCGGAGGCGGCUGAGGGAGGAGGAGGAGGCGAGGAGGAGAGAGGAAGAGGAGGAUGAAGAGAGAAGGGUGGCUCAGGAGAGAGAGAGGAUGGAGAGACAGUACAAGCUGGAAAGGGAGAGGCAGAAGUCGAACCAGCAGGCAGAAGAGCUGAAGAACCAGGAUGAGAAGAGUCCUCAGCAGACAUCAGAUAACAGAGCUGUGACUAAUCCUGAUGAGAGUCUGGAGGAGAAGGAGGUCGACAUUUUGCUCUCUUUGUACAAAGACACUGCUGUACAGACAGAAGAAGCUCCCUCUCUCCCUCUUCUGACUGAAGUCCAGCCCCCUCCUUCUCUGUUGGCUGCUGCUUCAAACAGCAGGAACCGAGCAGGGAGAGCAGGCAAGGAGAACAUCUGUGUGCCAGGAGGAGGAGGAGGAGGAGGAGAAGGAGGAGGGGGGGGGGACCCAUAUGAGGCGUUCGCUCGGACAGAGAGGAACAGUAAAGACAAGAGGAGGCCGGAGUGGAACACACAGAGGCCAAACAGGCGGUUCGUCCCUGCGUCGCAGCGUUACCCGGCACCUCUGCAGAGAAACAGACAGGAGAGCCGCCUGAAGAGACAGGCUGAGCUCCUUGCUCUGCAGGAGAGGACCUGUCUGUCCCGCACCGACCCUCCUCCUCUUCCUCUUCCUCCUCCUCCUCCUCCUCUUCCUCUUCAGGACCCCCGUCUCCUCCCUAACCCCACACAGACCAGAUCGACUCCUAACAGGAAGGUGGAGAGAGGACACGCCUCUGCAGCCGUCGGCUCCGACAGGGGUCGCUCUCCUCCCGUCCCUGCUGUCAGACACAGAAUCAAGGGUCAGAAUGCCCCGCCCCCUUCCACUCCUCUUCAUCCUCCAUCUCCUCCUGCUCUGGACUUCAUUCCUUACCUCCGGACUGAUGAGGUCUUCAAUAUGGAUCCACUGGAGCCUGCUGACACCCCUCCCCCUCGCACACACACAGAGGCUCCUCUUCAGAGCUCAGCGUCUCCUCCCACUCCCCCUCCUCCUCUUCAUCAUCAUCAGGAUCCCCUCCUCCACCCUGAACUACGACGCACCACACAAACACUCCGACAGCAGGAGAUACUCAGAGGCCUCGCACAGCUACGACAGGGUUUAUUACAGAAGCAGAGGGAGCUGGAGACGGAUCUGAAUCCUCUCCUGAAGCGACACGAGAACGAGCUGCGAGCGUCCUCUGUUUCACACCGCAUGUGACCCGUGACCCGUGACCCCCACUGUGAGUGUGCAUGAAGACACUGCAGUGUUUCAACCAGCAAUCAGAGAGUGAAACAUGCGGCAGUGUUCGACGGGGGUCUGAGUCGUCUGAUACUUGAAGCAGAAAGUUAAAUGUGCCACGAAGACGAGUUCGGAUCGCUGAUGUCUCACCUGGAGAUAAACUAAAAACUGACGGACUGCAGGAGAGAAGUUUUGUCUUGAUUUUAAGGGCUGGUGGUUCAAAAAGUUGAAUCUGGGGUUAGAUAAUCCAGUUAACUUUUGUUUCGGAAAAAUUCGACUAGAUUGACCUGAUCCAGACACAGAUUUUAAGGUUAUCACUGCUGUAAAUGGUAAUACACACUUUUGACCACAAGGGCAUCGCCAAAUCCAGCACAAACUGAAAGAUCCUCACUGUUGCUAGAAUUUAGACCUUAAUUUUGAGGACUAAAUCCUUUAUUAUUUUAUUAAUGACCCAUAUUUCAGCUUCUUUCAUCAUUUAACCCUUAAAGACCUAGACCAUUUUUGGGGGCGCCAGACUCUCCUGAAUUUAUUUUGAAUAUACUGAAUGAAACAAGUCCGCUGUAACUGAGUUUUUAAAGCUUGUUGAAAGGAUUAGCGGUUCAAAAGUUAUCAAACAUUUAAGAACAAGUAGCCGCCAGCAGCUGUCUAUGUCUUUGAGGGUUAAGGGAGCAAUUUCGUGAUUCAAGAGCAAAAUCUGAAAAAAACGUUGAUCCAGUCGUAACCCAGAGCACUUUUAGGAUCAGAAUAAUCCAUAUUUUUUGGUUCAAAUUUAUCUUAAUCCUACUCAAAAGUUUCGGACACUAGUGAAGGUUUUAUCUAGACAGGAUUACCUGAUGUGAUGGUAUCUUGUCAUCUUUUCACCCUUAAUCAACCUGUUUGCAUGAUUUUAUCCAAUCCUGUAGCUUUAAUCUGAGUAGAUUACGUUGCAACAUCUGAAGUCUGGGCCCAGCGUUCAACAGCAUGACUGCAUUUCUAAUCUUCUAUAAGUUUGUACAGCUGAAACAUCGGACUAUGUGUUCAGUCUGGAUGCACUAAAACACCCUCAUGCAGCUCAUCUUAACAUUCUAGAUAUCCUCACAGCGACACUAACCAGCGUUGACUUUAGCAUCUUAUUCCAAAAAAUAGAAACAAACUUCACUUUUGAAUCCGCUACACAAGUUUAAGCUUCAACACGAGCUCUUGAUCAAGUUUUUAUCUGACUGUUUCACUGCAAAGAUAAGAAAAAGAUCUUUAAAACAUCAUGCAAGAAAUGUUUUGGGUGAUUUGGCGCCCCCUACAGUUCCAGACUGCAAUCACCUUAGAGAAAUCCAGUCCCAGAUUUACUCUAUUCCAGUCUCUUUUCCUCUCUUACAUGAACAUCAUCUUCAGCCUUUUUUUCGGCGGCCAAGAUGUACCUGCAUUGUUUCUAACAGCCACCAGGGGGAGACUCACUUAGAAGUCCGGAAAACAUGACCCUGGUCUCUAGUUUUAAGUCUUUUUCAGCCAAACACAGUGUCUGUUUAAUACAUUUCAUUCACGUCCAUUCUCAGAAUAUGGAUCCAAGACCACUAAAAGAAGUGUUUUUCUGUAGAAGUCAUCAUCUUGACUAACAUAAAGUUGCAAUAAUCUGCAGUAAAACACACAUUUGAAGUUUGCUGCUGUGAAGAAUUAAUUCACAACCUCCUUUAAGACCCACUACACCACUAAUGAUCUUAAACGAGCAACUCUUCAGCGCUCCCUGCUGCUCCUUCACUGACUUUGUUCUGUACGCAGACACCGAGUGUAAAGAAUGUUUCCUAUGAUUUUUUUUAAAGCACUUUUUAAAGCCUCUGUACCUGCAGGUAUUAACUUUGACCUCUCUUCUUCUCCUGGUUGGAGUCUCAGCUGUUCUUUUUCUUUAAAUCAUGAUGAAAGCUGUGAUUGUUUUAGCUUCCUGCUGGCCGAGGAGCUCCACGUUUCUGUUUACAAUCUGUGUUGUCUUAUAAUUCUUUAUUUAUUGCAAAGGUAAUAAAUAAUGAUGAGUGUA